Messenger RNA from Porites lobata, 5337 nucleotides. The record is from the annotation of a GenBank genome assembly. NCBI's taxonomy places the organism in Eukaryota, Metazoa, Cnidaria, Anthozoa, Scleractinia, Poritidae.
UCUUUCUUUUCUUUUUUUUUCCCAACAGGUUGCGGGCAACGCCCAGGGGUUCGAAUAAUAGGCGGGUCAACAGCGACUCCCAAUUCCUGGCCUUGGCAGCUUUCUCUGAGAGUAAUGGGCGUUCACAAUUGUGGAGCUUCACUAAUAAGUCCUAAAUGGGCUGUUACAGCAGCUCAUUGUGUAGACAGUUAUUAUGAUCCCCACGUUUAUAGUCUAGUUGCUGGUAGGUACGAUCACAUGUGCCUUAUAAUGUAAUUUCAAGCCUUGAUACCGAGAUCGGGCGUAGGAUAACGAAUACGUCACUGUUUAUCAUUAGUCGACUCACACCCAAGUGGGUUAUGGCAUUCUCGUUUCUCGGAGCAUUAUAGGUAGUCGACUAAAAAGAUCAGUUGAGAAUGAAGCAGAUAAGAAGAUUUAGAAUAAGCUCGACAACAUGGCGAAGCUUACCCUUGGUGGUCACCUCCCCAGUUGCAGCAGAUUUUUUGAAAACGAACCUGACGAAAUUUGCGAGCCAUUUGAGUUAAAAAGGGUUUUGCGCCCGAUAAGUUCGAAAAUCACACUAGCAUAGGAAAAGGAAAGAAGGAAGCAAGCCCGGAGGAGAAGAGGAAAACGGCAAUGGUUGCACUCUUAGUUUUAUAAUUGCUACUUGGCCGAAGAUUUAAAAAAAAGGGUGUGAAACGGAAAAGGUCUAUUUUUCAGGUUACGUUUUGCAAAAUCCCACUAAAGUUUCAUUUAGAAAAAGUACUUUAGAUAUCCUUUAUAGGACGCCACCAUAAAUGCUCGAUCAAGAUCAGUAAAAAUACUGGAAAAAGGUAGCCGAAAUAUGCCAGUUUCGAAUGAUCAAAAUUCAUACCAGACCCCGAGACCAGGGGAAAUAAAAGUAAAAGAAAUAAAUUAUAAAUCCUUUAAAGAAUGUUAAUUUCUUUAAUCUCUUUUGUUUUAUACCCUUCAGCCUCUUAACCAGGUGUUAAUUUUGAUGAUAAUUUCUUUUAAUGAACGCAUCAACGCGUUUAAUCCUGUGAUAAAGUUAACCUUAAACAAGGACACAAGGCAAUGAAAUAUCAUUUUUCACAUAAGGACUUAAUUCAAAAAAACAACAACAAAAUAAUGUUUCACAUAUUUCCUUAAUUCAAACAAAAACAACAAACAAUAUUGAAAAUAGAAUUUGUAGAGUCUCCCUUGUCUCACAAUCAAAUUGCUCAAAGCAUGGUUAGCUUUAACAUUGGUUAAGCAGUAUCAAAACCAAUACGUUGUCAAGGUAUUAAACGUUGGUUAACGCUAACCAUGCUUCGAGCAACUGGGCCCAGGGCUAGUGGAGCCAGGCACCCAGUUGACAUUAGCACUAAAGGGGCCGAAUAAAUUACAGGUCUGUAAAAUACUGUAGCCAGAUUGUAGCCCAAGUGCACACAUAGCAUUCAAAUCAUUCAUUCUAUUUGGUUUCUAAUUCUAAUUCAUUCAAUAGGGGCGCACCGAAUUCAAGGAGACGGUGUUGUAUAUCGCGUCAACAAAAUAAUCAUGCAUGCUGGUUUUUCCAUGUCCCACCUCAGGAAUGAUAUCGCGUUGAUGAGACUGGUCAAACCUGUACAACUUGGUCCCAAAGUGGGAACGGUGUGUUUUCCAAGGAAAAUUACACGUGUUGCUACAGGAACAAAAUGCUGGAUUUCAGGUUUGUCAAGUUUAUAAAAUACAGGAAACGGGGUGCUUGUUUUUAGUGAUUGAUUCCAACUCGAUCAGCGCCAUUGUGCUGGCCCGUAACGCAAAACUUGUUGGCAUAGGCGUACGGGCCGGGGGGGCGAGGGGGGCUGCAGCCCCCCCAAAGUUUGGGCAACUCAGAUUUUUUGGGCAGCAAGAGAAAAUUUGGGCAAAACCAGUUUUUAAAGACGUUUCCAUGUUUGUUAUUAUUAUUAUUAUUAUUUUGAAGAGAUAAAUAUUUUCUAUUUUAACCAGAAGUCGACGUAAUAAUUCAGUUACGUUCACACGAGACAGUGGUUGCCUAGCACGGGAUGAGUUUCUGGUUAUAAGGGAAGGGUAUUAUAUGCUGAUUUUUUUUAUCUUUGGGCACUGUACUUCACUGUACUAGCUGGAAUGGGCUAUUUCCAGUCGUGAAUUGAUUAUAAUCACUGCAUAAUAAACUUCCGCAUAACUUUCUAGAAUCACCUCCGCUCCUAGAACAGUGUGUGGGAGAACACGCAUCAGCAAUGGGUCUGAAAGUGAAGUGGCUGACUAAUUCCCAGUUUGAAUUACGAGAAGAAUCAUAAUUUUUUUAAAAAAAAUCUAUCAAGCGGUUUAAAAAUUAUUCACUAAUUUGUUUAAGUAGACCGAAAUGUUUACAAAACCCCUAACAAGAUCGAGCGCUAAUCAAAUCCUUCCUUAUAGCAAUUGGCAGGAACUAUGUCCAUGAUCUUUCACACACGUUUAUAAAAAGAUUGAAACUACUGUGAGGUGAAAUUGCAUGUCAAAAGCGCUCCGUUUUCUUCAGAUUACGACUAAACAUCAAGAUUUUCCUUUGUUACCUUAUUUCUAACAAUAAAAACUUCAUCCCAAAAUAUCUCGAUAACGCUCUUACGGUUCCGUUUUAACUUGAUGAACAUCGAGGCGACUAUUGGAGGAAAGAGCUCCCAUAAACGAUUUUGUAAGAACAGUUCCAAGUGAGAAAUAUUGCUGCAAGUAUAAUAGGUAAUGGCGUCAUUUCGUUGCUAUGACAGCUCCGAUGUCAUUGCAAUCCUGAUCAUGACAAAUUUCCCUCUUUAUCUAAUACAACUGUGGUGGCAAUUUUUUCCAAAUGCUUGUUUGUGGCGUCGUAGUUUAUGCUCAAACUUGGCAGGUAUUGACUCUGAAAAACUGUAUCGAGCCACUUUCAUAUGCCAGUACGGCCUAUUUUGUUGCAUGGCCCUAGCUUCCUUUCGACUGUUUUGUAAAAAUUUGGGCAACUUGCAAGAAUUUUUUGGGCAAAUGGAUUACCGCCCCCCCUGGCAAAAAAUUGCCCGUACGCCUAUGGGACGCGGAGGGGAGGGGAUUCUACCACUUUCCGCCGGUGCAUGACCUUUUGUGGGAGUGGGGGAGGGGAAGCAGAAGAAAGAGACUGCUCGUUGAACUGUUGGCAAUUCAUGGUUUUAACCACGAAUUGCCAACAUAAAAAAUUGCAUCUUCCUUGUCUCGUUCCUUUGACAUAAGUUUUUAAAGGAGAUUUUUUCAAUUCUUCUUGUAAAAUGUAAGAAUGACAAAAAUCACAGUUUUAUCUCUGAGAUAACGAGAAAACCUUUCAUCUGCGAGGACGGUGUGGUGUAGAAUGUAUGCAGCCCUUUGUCUCCCUUUUACUUCCCACCUCAAGCCCAUUCCUAAUUGUUUAAUAUUAAGGAGACUGCAAAUGCUGAAUGGCUUGGGUGUAAAUGACUUUAUGGGCACCGAAAGAAACGACAUGGUUUGUGACUAGUAUCAGAGUACGAUGAAUAUAUCAUUUUAAACUAAAAUCAUUUCACCCAUAUAAAGCCGGGCUUUGGAUUAAGACAUUUUCACCAUUAACAUCGACAUGACGUCACUUCUGUCAUAUUCCUUAAAGAACUGUUUUCUUGUGUAGAAACUUUUACUUGCUGUUUUUAAACAAAAACUAAAAUUGAUGGCCACGAGAGGUAAAAUAUCUAUAAAGUAAUCAUUGAAUCGAUUUUACUUAGGUUGGGGAACUCAACGAUUCAGCUUUUGGGGCAAUGCAAAACCACCCAGUCAUCUCCAACAAGCCAAUGUACCAGUGGUCGACUACAACACCUGUGCGCAAAAGGCGGGAAGUAAAGUGCACGAUCAAUCCAUGGUUUGUGUCGGUGGUGCAGGAAAAGUUGCAUGUCAUGGAGAUAGGUAAUUUCAGUAAUCUUAGUUCGCAGUGAUAAAAGUUUGAUGUUGAACUUUAAUCCCCGUAAGUAUAUAGGUAGGUGACGCAAAACGUAUCCGAGUUUUUCUAUCACCAUUCGAACACAUGCAGGCAGCCCAAGCUCAACAAGAAAGUUGCGUUUGGUACAAUAUUGCAAAAUCUCAAUUUCAUGACCGUAAACGGAAUUGAGUGCCUUCCCCAUCGCUAAGGAGAAAAACAAAUAUAAACAAAGACGUUUUUUAUUUUUGUUGAGAACUUCUGCGAAUAAAUAUGAUUACGAUCGACAAUCGACUACAUGGUUUCCUGCUGGGACUGGGCUGACCAUGACACGUACUCGAUGGGUGUGCUAACUAAACAUAUCUUAGUCCCUGUGCCGCCGCAACGUACCAUUUAAACCUAGCUACUAGUAGCUUUAAAAUUACCGUGUAUGGGCAAUUUGUGUUAUUAAUAUUUUUAAGCAUAAAAGAUUCUUUGAACACAUAAUACUAUUAAACAGCUACUUUAACUUUUCAGAGCAAUCUUUCUACUACAUUCGUAGUUCUACCGGGGAAAUACUAUCGGUGGAGCUGAUCCUGUUCAUAGCAAGAGUAUUAUCGUACGAUAUUUUUUAGAAGUGUCUUAACUGCCUUCCCUGACACUAUUUCAAAACUCCUGAAAUUCAGUUCAAGUGCCAUGAUGGUUUUCGAAUGCAUGAUAAGAUUUUGUUUUAUUUCGACAGUACAUCGUAACUUUUAGGGAGUUAUUAUAACUCCAAAAAUGGAGUAAAAAUUUUAGGUAUAGGAUAACCCCUUUUUUGGGGUUAUUUUAACUCCUAAUUUAACUCCCAAUUUGGGGUCAUUUUACUCCUGAAAAAGAGUUCUUUUUACUCCCAGUCUGGAGUUAAAAUCACUUCGAAAUGGGGUUACUUGUACUCCUUACAUGGGUUGUUUUUACUCUUUUUGGAGUUAAUUUAACUCUGAAAGUGGAGUAAAAAUUUUAGGUACAGGAUAACUCCUUUUUUGAGGUUAUUUUAACUCCUCAAUAUGUGGGGUCACUUUUACUCCUGAAAAAGAGUUCUUUAAACUCCUUUUUGGAGUUAAAAUAACUCUACGAAAAAUAACUCCACUGUAAGGAGUUAAAUUAGCCCCACUAGAGGAGUUAUUAUAACUCCCUGAAAAUUACAGUGUAGCUAUAACUUACUUUUGAAAAAUCCUUGCCUAUUAUGAAUAAGCUAUUUCACAUGAAAAUACUCAGACACUUCAACAUUUUACUCCUGCAUAACUAUUUGUAGGAUAAUAGUUAACCUAUAAUGAUGAACAAAGCCAUGUUUAUUUUAAAGUGGAGGUCCCCUUGUUUGUGAAGAGAAUGGGCGUUGGGUUCUGCGAGGUGUGGCAUCCUGGACUGGAGAUAGAAAGUGCAAAACAGAUAACUACUCUAUGUACGCUCGUGUCAGCUCAUACAUGACAUGGAUCGAGAACCAGAUUGCAAGUAGGUGA